AUGGGGCUUUCUUCUCCAUCGAAAAAGCUCGAGAGUCCAAGCUCUUCGCGAGACAAAUACGUCGACACUAGAAGUCUCGCGGAAAAAGGUGUAAAUCUCAUCGCGCUUUUGAUUGCAUUUCCGAUUCUCGCCUUCUCAUAUCCACUCUCUUUGCUCACGCGAGGAACACUCCACGGCGUUUGGAACUUCUCCAAGGAAAUACGACCACCGAUUACGCAAAUAUGGGCCGACUUCAUGACUUCAAACGUUAUGAACGUCCGAUUUAAAAUCGUUUCCCAGAAACAACUUUACAGAGACGGCAAAUGCGUGUAUCUGUGCAACCACCGCGCGUGGGCGGACUUCUUCAUCGACAUGUCCUUGUGCGAAGGACGAUCAUUUACUCUGUCGAGAAUGCUCGUGAUGUACGUGUUCCCGGUCUUCAUGGUACCCGCCGUCUUCGUUGGCGCAGUCUUUCCAUUUCGAAGGGACAAAGGUGGCGGUCACGAAGAACUGAACAAUAGCAUAGACAAGCACUGGUCUCGAUUCGAACAAUAUUUCCCGGGUUUCUUGUGCUACCCAGAAGGAACGAGAAAUAUUAAACCGCACAGCUUACCGCUCAAACGCGGGAUGUUGAGAUACGCGCACUCUAGGAAACUUCCCGUUCAAAUUAUCAUUUGCGCGGGAAAAGAGAAAGUGCUGUCGCAAAAACGUUUCGCCGCGGAGCGAAACCACGUUUUACCAGUAGCGUAUUCGUCCGUAAUCCAUAGCGAUAGUUACCCUGUAUUUGAGGAUUUUGCCGAAGCCAUCAGGCACUCUUGGGCGGAUGAAUGGGCGAACGCGUACAAUCACGAGAACAAAAUGGAAAAGCUCAAAGAUUUCAAGCCGAGCGAAAGAACGAUUCGAUACGAAAGAUGGGUCGAUUUCUUCACGACUGGGACGGUUGUUUCCUUCUUUGUUUUUUGUGCGCUCGUAGCAAACGUUUUACAGAUUAUCUUUCCAAAAAUCAUAGAGUUGGGACACGCCUGA
Molecule: messenger RNA, 1005 nt
Organism: Bathycoccus prasinos
Lineage: Eukaryota; Viridiplantae; Chlorophyta; Mamiellophyceae; Mamiellales; Bathycoccaceae
Exons: 1
Coding region: 1-1005 (334 amino acids)
Biological process (GO): phosphatidic acid biosynthetic process
Molecular function (GO): 1-acylglycerol-3-phosphate O-acyltransferase activity
Source: RefSeq, a predicted model, not a curated record